AUGUCGGGCCAAGAUUAUUACAACCAGAACUAUAACCAGGGUGGCUACCCUCAGCAGGGCUACGGCCAGCAGGGCGGCUACCCUCAGCAGGGUUACGGUCAGCAGGGCGGCUACCCUCAGCAGGGCUAUGAGCAGCAGCAGCAGCAGGGUUAUGGUCAGCAGGGCUAUGGCCAACAGGGCUACGAGCACCAGAACUACAACCAGCAGGGCCAGGGUAGCUCCGGUGACUACUACGGUGGUCAGCAGCAGCACCAGCAGCAGCAGGGCCAGUACGGCCAACAGGACUACAACCGCGAAGAGGCUCCAGGACAGGCUCAGGAUGGUGAGCGUGGCCUCGCCGGCGCUCUCGCCGGUGGCGCCGCCGGCGCUUACGGCGGUCACAAGGUCAACCAUGGUUUCCUCGGCACCAUUGGCGGUGCCAUUAUCGGCAGUCUCGCGGAAGACGCUGUCAAGAAGCACCGUCACCGCGAUGAGGGCCCCCCUGGUCCCCCCGGCCCCGGCGGUCCCGGCGGCCACUAUGGCGGCCCGCCUUCCUAUUCCGGUUCCGGCAGUGGCAUGAUGGACCAGCUCGGUGGUUUCUUCAAGAAAUAG
This is a messenger RNA of Penicillium macrosclerotiorum, 591 nucleotides long. It is a transcript of the gene hel10, whose product is annotated as putative high expression lethality protein Hel10. Gene Ontology annotation, cellular component: outer membrane. The coding region runs from base 1 to 591 and encodes 196 amino acids. Lineage: Eukaryota; Fungi; Ascomycota; Eurotiomycetes; Eurotiales; Aspergillaceae. The transcript is spliced from 2 exons. The record is from RefSeq and is a predicted model, not a curated record.